Molecule: messenger RNA, 4166 nt
Organism: Caretta caretta (loggerhead turtle)
Lineage: Eukaryota; Metazoa; Chordata; Testudines; Cheloniidae
Gene: ETV6
Product: ETS variant transcription factor 6
Biological process (GO): regulation of transcription by RNA polymerase II; cell differentiation
Cellular component (GO): nucleus
Molecular function (GO): sequence-specific DNA binding; DNA-binding transcription factor activity, RNA polymerase II-specific
Source: RefSeq, a predicted model, not a curated record
CUCUCAAGAUCAAUGAGCAAAGAGCUUUCUCUCAGUUCUGUCUUUCAGUUUCUCUCUUCCAGGAAGGAAAACAUUCACGGAGAGGGGGAGAGAGCGAGAAAACCAGCCUCACCCUUCAGAUCUCAAAGCAUAACACCGGCAAAUUAAAACAAACAUAUUCACCCCUUCCUUCAAAGGAUAAAAAAACCAGCAACCAAACAUCACAACAAAACUAUGCAGGCUGCCUCUCCUAGGGGCAGAUCUGCAGGAUCUUUGGGGUUAUUUGGAAAGAUGGUUGGAGUAACUUCUCCUUAAAUGAUUACGUCUGUCUGUGAAGGAUUUCUGGGUUAGGGAGAGGAAAGGAAAGUGGAAAAAAACGGAGAACUUCCUGAUCUCUCUCUCUCCUUCCCCCCCUUUCUGUGAGACAUGUCUGAGGCUCCUGCUCAGUGUUGCAUCAAGCAGGAAAGAAUUUCCUACACACCUCCAGCGAGCCCAGUAGUGAACUACCCUUCCUCAUCACCACUACAUGUCCCAGUGCCUCGAGCGAUCAGGAUGGAGGAAGACGCGAUCAGACUGCCGGCACACCUGCGCUUGCAGCCAGUUUACUGGAGCAGGGAUGAUGUGGCCCAGUGGCUCAAGUGGGCAGAGAAGGAGUUUUCCCUGAGGCCGAUUGACAGCAACACUUUUGAGAUGAAUGGCAAAGCACUCCUGCUCCUGACCAAAGAGGACUUUCGAUACAGGUCUCCUCAUUCAGGUGACGUGCUGUAUGAACUCCUUCAGCAUAUCCUGAAGCAAAGGAAAGCUCGCAUGCUAUUUUCACCUUUCUUCCACCCUGGGAACUCUAUCCAUGCUCAGCCAGAGGUCAUAUUACACCAGAACCACGAUGAAGACAACUUUGUCCAGAGACCUUCAAGACCAUCAGCAGAAACAGUCCAUCACAACCCCCCCACCAUUGAACUGUUGCAUCGUUCUAGAUCGCCUAUCACCACCAAUCACCGGCCGUCACCAGACCCUGAGCAGCGGUCGCUGAAGUCCCCAUUGGACAACACUAUCCGCCGCCUCUCCCCAGCUGAUAGAGUCCCAGGGACAAGGCAUCACCAAGAGAACAACCAUCAAGAGCCCUACCCUCUCUCAGUGUCUCCUAUAGAGAACAACCACUGCCCGCCUCCUCCUGAAGUACUUCAGAAGCCUUCCAGCCCCCGCCAAGAGAACACCAGGGUCAUCCAGCUGAUGCCCAGCCCCAUCAUGCACCCUUUGAUACUAAACCCCAGGCACUCUGUAGAAUUCAAACCAUCACGGUUGUCUGAGGAUGGGCUACACAGGGAGGUAAAGCCUAUCAAUUUGUCCCACCGGGAAGAGUUAGCAUACAUGAACCACAUCAUGGUGUCUGUCUCCCCUCCUGAGGAGCAUGCAAUGCCAAUUGGAAGGAUAGCAGACUGCAGGCUGCUUUGGGAUUACGUCUAUCAGCUGCUUUCUGACAGCCGGUACGAAAACUUCAUCCGAUGGGAGGACAAGGAAUCCAAAAUAUUUCGGAUAGUGGAUCCCAACGGGCUGGCCCGGCUGUGGGGAAACCACAAGAACAGAACAAAUAUGACUUAUGAGAAAAUGUCCAGAGCCCUACGCCACUACUACAAACUAAAUAUCAUCCGGAAGGAGCCAGGACAAAGGCUUUUGUUCAGGUUCAUGAAGACCCCAGAUGAGAUUAUGAGUGGCCGAACAGACCGCCUUGAACACCUUGAGUCCCAGGAACUGGAUGAACAAAUAUAUCAAGAGGAGGAGUGCUGAAGGAACCAACACACACCACCUCCAUGGGAGACAUGUCUGCCUGGAUGGCUGGAGGAGUUUGGGAGGGGGAACAAGAACACAGGAGGAGAAUAUGGGGUCAGCGCUUACCUUGAAGACCACGCAGGACCCAAAGCACCUUAGUAAAAAUAAAAACUGGCAGAGGUGGUGGCGGCAGCAAGGCGGAGGAGAGAGAGCCUGGACUCAUGCACUACUCCGUUGCCCCUGACGAGUCUCCCUUGACUUGUUUUUAUUUUCCUUCUGUUAGUUUGUUUCAUUCUUUCCUAAUAAAUAUGCAGUUUGACUUUUCUUAAUUCAUAUAGGACAAGACACCAGGUUUUACUUUUUAAGAAGGCUUUCCCAUGGAAAUAAAUGGCGCGCUAUUAUUUUCUGUGCAAGUCUCACAACAUAACGUGGUAUCAAAACUAUGGUGACCAUGGCACAGAAGGGGUCACCCUGCUGGUUCCGUUUGCCGAGAUCACAUUUGCUCAUGUUGGCCCAAGGAAGGUCUCAAGCUACCAAGAAAAUUUACAUAUAUCCACACACCCACCUGCUAAUUGAAGGGGGAAAAAAAAAAGUCAUCUUUUGCUACAAGCCUGGGACACCUUACCAGCGUAUGUUGGGCUGGUAAUGGGCUGCUAUUAACUGCUGGCACAUGGACCAAAUCAUCCAAGUGCUGGGUGGGGGGGCAGGAAAACAAGAAAAACCUGAGACAGAGCGAAAGCCAGCAUCCGUCUAUUGUGUUUUGUCUCUAGCAAAGAAGAUUUUGAAUAGAAGUGACAAACACUGUGGACUUUCUGGUCCAAGUCUUCUAUCAAAAAGCAAGGGUUGAAGUAUUUGUGAUUACAAGUUGUUGCGAUUUCCACAGCAGCUAGCAGUUUUUGGGGUAGAGGUGAAGGGCUGUUUUUACAUCUUAAGGGGAAGGAAAAAGAUGAAGAUACAAUUGCUUAUAAUACUCAGGCGCCUCCCCAGGACAGCUGGCACUGCUGGAGAGAAAGUGAAAUCAGAAGCAUGAAGAUAUGUGGUAGACAACCAGAGACCAAAUAGCUAUACUGGUAUCCUGAAACUGGUUAUUUGAUGCCUCCCACUUCCUACCCCACUCCUCCCAAAGGCAGCUCUACCAGCCAGAGAUCACUUCUCAGCUUACCCAUUUUUAGCAUUGUUUAUUUAAAAAAAAAAAAAACAACCUCAUUGCAUUCUUGUCCUUUUAAUUUUAAGAUAUUCUGGUUUUGGCAGUCCCAGUUUGGUGUGCAGUCUUUAGGGCAAGAGCAGCUUUGACUGCUGCCUACUACUGGUGGAACAGAGAACCUUGCCUAGAUUGCUGGCAAGGAAGGGCUCAGCAGGAGCAAUGGUCCUUUCAACGGUAUGGACUUUUAUGUUGGAGACUGGAAAAACUAUUUCCCUUUGUAAUCGUACAUUGGUUGGUCCCUGCAGAGAUGAGAAUCAGUGGUUUCAGGACAAGUGAUGGACCCAUCAUCAGCCAUCCCUUGAUAGUCAAGGAAAAAAUCUAGCCGCAAAAUAUGCAUUUGGGAAAGGAGAAGAUCAAGUAAUAUUUCGACAAGGAGAUUGGAGUUUCUCUGCACAGGCAUCAUGUGAUGUCCAAAGGAAAGGAAGCCUGUGUCUGUUCAUUAAUAAAAUCCCUUUUGUAGAUCAUAGGAGUCUGAAAUGGAAGAAAUCAAGGGAUCAUUAAAUCUAUCUUACCAAAAAGCCCAGAUACAACACCUGAUCUUAACCAAAUAUUGAACAGGAAUGUUGCUAUCCAGAAAGCUUUCCAUUUGGUUAGGUGUGGUACCCUGUAUAUUUAAGUAACUGCAGUCCAGUUUCACUGCAAGGUGCACUGAGUCACGUAUGGCAGAGUGAAGGGGUUUUUAAAUGGGCAUAGAGUGCCACAUCCUGGAAUGAGAACAAACCCUUCCCAGUUGGUUUCACAUGAAGAAAGACUGGCAAUACAUCUUCCCCUCAAGCUUUAUCCAGCCACAUAAUGAACUGUUUUUUUCCAUACUCUUAGUGGAUGUGCUUACAGAUUGCAACACGCUGGGUAUUUGACUUUUUCCUGCAUCAAAGAACAGCAGCAGCAAAUAUCAGCAAAAGAGAAGAUCACCACCCCAUCAGUCCUUGAGGUGGCUCUGAAACCCUUGAAUACGCAAAGGGUCAGAGGGGGAGGUGCUGAGAAAUUCUGGCUUUGUGGCCAUGGACCUGAAACUGAAGGGAGAGGGAGCUGUUUUUGUUUGAUUUUAGCUAAAAAACGUGACCCUGUUCAAGGAGACAAGUGGCAGUCCCUUCUCAGGAGCUCAGGCUUGUGCUUAGGUUAUGAGGGCAAAUACCCUCUGGCUUUAGCCAUAGCACACAGAGCUGGCAAACAUCUAACCAAGAAAACGCAAGACAAAAAAAAAGGGGGGGGGGGG